GACGACAAUAGGAUCCAAUUGCUCGGCGCAUAUAUACACUGCUCAAGUACGCAUCUCCGCCGAAUGAUUAAUAUGGCAAACUCCCCGGACUGCGACUGACUUUAAGCGCCCAGCUCCAAUCCCCGCCUUCACCAGCACCUCCGCAUAUCCUCUGCAACCUCCCAAUCCACCACAACCAUGGGCUGGUUCAGUUCCGGCGCAAAGGAAGAGUCGGGCGUCAAAAAGACAGAAGGCGGCGCAUUCGAAUCCCCAUCACGCUCAAAUCGGAAACAAUGCUACGCAGCACGCGACGCCUUUUUCGAAUGUCUCGACAAGAACCAAAUCCUCGACAGCAUAAAUGGCAAAAAGGGUCGGGAAAAUUCUGAAAGGUUGUGCGGGCAGUUUGACAAGGAAUUCGAGAAGAACUGUGCACACAGUUGGGUUGAGUACUUCAAAAAGCAGAGAGUGGUCAACUUCCAACGCGAGCAAACAAUCAAGAGGAUUGAGAUGCAGGGAGGCGAAAUUACUGCACCGCAAUUACCUGUGCCUGGUCAGAACAAGUAGGAGGAAGGAUGGCAUGGAACUUUUGCUUUUGUUUGGCCCUGUUAACGCCGCUCAUGAAAUGUUACAAUACCAUGUAAAAGAUAACUGUAUUUGUAGACUAUGUACA
Pyrenophora tritici-repentis Pt-1C-BFP is the source of this 649-nucleotide messenger RNA. RefSeq names its product COX6B domain containing protein. Gene Ontology annotation, cellular component: mitochondrial intermembrane space; respiratory chain complex IV; mitochondrion. NCBI's taxonomy places the organism in Eukaryota, Fungi, Ascomycota, Dothideomycetes, Pleosporales, Pleosporaceae. The record is from RefSeq and is a predicted model, not a curated record. Gene Ontology annotation, biological process: mitochondrial respiratory chain complex IV assembly.